Messenger RNA from Miscanthus lutarioriparius, 294 nucleotides. The record is from the annotation of a GenBank genome assembly. NCBI's taxonomy places the organism in Eukaryota, Viridiplantae, Streptophyta, Magnoliopsida, Poales, Poaceae.
AUGAGGCCGGCCGUGUUCUUCCUUGUGGCGGUGCUGCUGGUCGGCAUCCUCGCCAGCCGAGCCGCGGGCGACUUCUCGGCUCUGGCGCCGUGCGACGUGAUGCAGCUGAGCCCGUGCGCGAGCGCGUUCGCGGGGAAGGCGUCGCCGACGUCCGCGUGCUGCGUCAGGCUCAAGUCCCACGGGCCCAACUGCCUGUGCCGGUACAAGGACGACGCCAACCUGAAGCGCCUCGUCGACACCAGGCACAAGCGCAGGGUGUUCACCGCGUGCAAGGUGCCCGUGCCGAGCUGCUAG